This is a messenger RNA of Syngnathus typhle (broad-nosed pipefish), 4877 nucleotides long. RefSeq names its product immunoglobulin-like and fibronectin type III domain-containing protein 1. NCBI's taxonomy places the organism in Eukaryota, Metazoa, Chordata, Actinopteri, Syngnathiformes, Syngnathidae. Bases 32 to 4444 code for a protein of 1470 amino acids. Gene Ontology annotation, molecular function: protein binding. The record is from RefSeq and is a predicted model, not a curated record. The transcript is spliced from 23 exons.
GCAGCUAUACAAGCUGUGCAUCUAAAUCAAAAUGUUUAAGAUACGUAGAGUUAACGAUGUGGAGCCAACUGCUCCUGGGCAAGUGAAUAUCAAAAAGCGGUCAAGGGUGCCAGGAGUGAUGAUCACUCAAUUUGUGGAAGAAGUCCCGGUGGGGAUGAGCACCCCAGACUUUACCCGGAAACCCAUAGCACUGACCAUUCAAGAAGGAAAGCUUGCCUUUUUCAAAGCAAGAGUUAGCGGCAAACCCGCGCCCAGGGUGUCGUGGGCGAGGAAUAAUGGAGAAAUUGAUGAAGAGAAUUACAAAAUGGUCUAUGACUCACUUUCUGGUGAACACUCACUGGAGAUACCGGAGGUGUCCGUAGAACACGCUGACACUUACAAAUGUUUCGCUACAAACGAGUAUGGAAGAGCAGUUGUCACAGCUGCCCUAAAUAUCAUUGAACUUGGCUAUAAGAAGAAUAGAGCCUUGCAGCAAUCUAGAACAGCUGUCCGAGAACUCCCUGAAGACUUCAAGAAGGCCUUAAGACGCACGGUUAAAAUGGAACCUAAACCCGAAGUCAAACGAGUCAUUGACGACAAGUUCUGGGAGCUUUUGUUGAGCUCUAAUAAGAAACAUUACGAGAGGAUCUGCAGUGAAUACGGUGUCACAGAUUUCCGCUGGAUGCUAAAGAAACUUAAAGAAAAGAAGCUGGAACAGGAAUAUGAGCAGGAGAAGGUUGUUGAGACACUCUGCAAAUUAAAGCCUAUUGAAGUCAAAGGUUAUAGAGCUGAGAUGUCCCUUAAAGACCCGGCAAGUCAAAUCCUGAAUAAGGAUGGCGUACUAGUUCCUUUUGAUGGGGAUGCAGAGAUGAAAUUAAAGCAAGUGGGGAAGAAGUUUAUGUUCAGCAUCAAUGACGUUCAUCCUAAAGAUGCUGGAAUGUGCCACGUGGAGGUUGAUGGGGUUAAGAUUUUCUCGACUGAAUUAAAAGUUCCCAGUGCCGACUUCUUGGUCAAGAUUCAAGAUGUGAGAGCGGGAGAACGAGAAGAUGCAGUGUUUGAGUGUGUCAUUCCACAACCCAUGAAAAAAAUCAAUUGGAUGGGAAAGAACAUCCCACUGGGUCAGGGAGACAAAUACGAUAUAUGCGUGUCGGAGAAUAUGCUCAUUCAUUCUUUGGUGGUGAAGGACUGUCUACCAUCGGACAAAGGCAUCUAUACGGCUGUGGCUGGAAUCACAUCUUGCAGUGCUUGGCUUAUUGUGGAAGGGGACAAUGACCAAAACUUGGUUGGAAAGAAAAAAGCUCGCAAAACAACUCGAGCAGGUGGUGGAGCAGAUCUGCUGAAGAUCGCUGAGGAUCAACAGGCCAAAUUACAAAAGGAAAGAGAUGAGUUGCCUGCGACAGCCAAGGCACAAGCAGAGGUUGAAGCAAAAGCAGAGGAAGAGGUUGAAGCCAAAGAAAAAGGAGAUGUUAACGCCAAAGCAGAUGUUAAACCUACAGAACAAAACGAGACAACAAAUAAAGCUGAAGCAGAGAAUAAGACUAAAGAAAAAACAGGGACUCAAAUUUUAGCUAAAGAAGAAAAGACAGAAGAAAAAACUGAGACUACAAUUCAAGCUAAAGAAGACAAGACUAAAGAAAAAACAGAGAAGACUAAAGAAAAAUUAGAUCCCAAAAUUCAUGGUAAUGUAGAGGAAACGACGAAAGAAAAAACAGAGACUGAAAUUCAAGCUAUGGCAGAGGAUAAGACUAAAACAAAAGGAGAUACUAAAAAUACAGUAAGUGACUAUACUAAAGAUAAAGCAAUGCCAAAAUCCACAGCCAAAACAAAACAAACAGUAAAGGUGAAGAUUGAGAAAAAAGAUGAUGGUAAGGAUGAAAAUUCAGCCAAAGAAGCAGAGGAUGAGGAAUCUGAGGAGGAGGAGGAAACGGAAGAUGCAGAAAGAGCGGAAGUGGAAAAGAGAAAGGACAAGCCUACGCAGACUACCGAUCCCAAAGUCUCUAAUGAUAAAGAAGACGAGGAACCAGUUCUGAAGAAAAAGAAAAGAGUGCGAAAGGGCCCACCUGUUCCCGAUACCGCCAUGGAUGCGGGUGUUUACUUCACCAGUGGUUUGUCCGACAUCAACGCUAUCAUUCAUACAGAGGCGGAAUUAAUCUGCAGACUGAGCAGCGACGACUGUGAAGGAUUCUGGUACAAAGAUGGCAAAAAGAUAGCAUCUACAGAUGAUGUCCGGAUUGUUGAAGAAGGGUCUUAUCGUAAGCUCGUGUUAAAAAACUGUAAAGAAGAGGAUGCUGGAAAGUAUCGCUAUGAAGCCGAUGGCCGUAAAACAGAAGCGAUGGUGAUUGUUGAAGAUCCCCCAAGAAUGAAUAAGGAUGACCUCACUAAGUUCUCAAAACCGGUUAUCGUAAACACUGGGAAAGACGCAGCCUUCGUGCUGUCCUUUCUUGGCCGGGAGCCAAUCAAAAUCCAAUGGUUCAACGAAGGCGAAGAGCUAUUGGAGGACACCCGUACAAGGAUUGAGAGGUCCUCCUCGCACACUCGCCUACUGCUGCUCAAGUGCAAGCGCAAAACCUCGGGGGAAAUAAAGAUAAAGAUUAAAAAUGAUUUUGGGACAACAGAGGCGGUCACUCAACUCACUGUUCUUGACAAGCCAACAGUGCCCCUAGGGCCCGUAGAUAUAAUCGAUGGUUCUGCAAACUGUAUCGCGUUCAAAUGGAGGCCUCCCAAAGACAACGGAGGCUCCCCAAUUACCAAUUACAUCCUGGAACGCCAACAAAUUGGCCGAAAUAGCUGGAAGACCUUGGGAAAAAUUGGUCCUGAACCCCACUACAGGGACUUGGAUGUGGAUCAUGGAAGAAGGUACGCAUAUCACAUCAGGGCUGAGAAUCAGCAAGGUAUCAGUGAAAUGAUGGAAACUGGUGACAUUCAAGCUGGGACCAAGGCAUACCCUGGACCUCCCACUGGCCUGAAAAUUCUAAGUGCUUUUAAAGACUGUAUCAACCUUGCAUGGUCUCCACCUUCAAAUACGGGAGGGACCAACAUUUUAGGAUACAAUGUGGAGAAACGAAAGAACGGCAGUAAUCUCUGGAGCCUUGUCAACCCUUCGGAUGAGUCCAUCAAAGAGAAAAAGUAUGCUGCAAAAGAUGUUAUUGAAGGCAUCCAGUACGAGUUCCGUGUUUCAGCGAUAAAUAUUUCUGGUGUUGGAGAGCCAAGUGCACCUACUGAGUUUGUUUUUGCACGGGAUCCAAAGAAGCCCCCUGGAAAAGUGAGAGACCUGAAGGUGACAGAUUCUACAUACAGCACCUUAUCUCUUACAUGGACCGAACCAAAGGUAGAAGAAGGUGUCCAGGAUGAGGCCAAAGGGUAUUUUGUGGAAAUCAGGCCGGCGGAAAACCUAGAUUGGGGUCGUUGUAACUCGAGCCCUGUCAUUACAAACUCCUUCACGAUCUUGGGUCUGAGGUCGAUGGUCAUGUACUGGGUAAGAGUGGUAGCCACCAAUGAGGGUGGAGAUGGUGAACCUCAAGAGUUGGAAAACUACAUCAUUGCAAUGCCUCCCCCAGUGAGACCUCGUUUUACUGACAAAAAUAUAAAGAAUUUUAUGGUAACGAGAGCUGGCAACUCCAUGAGGGUCACCUAUAACUUCCAGGGUUCUCCAUUACCAACAAUUACUUGGCUCAAGGAUGGUCUGCCUCUUCUGAAGCAUGUGACAGUGAGCAAUUCUGACACUUCAUCUCAGUUAAUGAUCGCACUGUCCGAGCGUCGAGACACCGGAAUUUACACCUUGAUCUUGAGAAACAUCGUUGGACAAGAGUCAUGCACUUUUGAGAUGAGAGUCACAGAUGACCCCAAGCCACCAGGUCCGGUGGAGUUAGAGGAGAAUGUGCCUGGAGCAGUGUUGAUCACUUGGACAGCCUCUCCGGAUGAGAAAAGGGAUGACAGGCUGCACUACAUGAUCACCAAGCAUGACUCUGUCAAGCACAGUUGGCAAAUGUUGGCGGACCGUCUUUUCAACAAUAAAUUCACUGCCGUCAAUGUCUUGCCAGGAAGGCAGUACAAGUUCCGCGUCUAUGCCAAAAAUGACAUGGGAAUCUCUGAACCCUCUGAGUCACCAAAGUGGGAAGCGAAGCGACCGAAAGGAACAUUUUCUUUGAAUCUCCCAGCCUCAAAGGACUGCAGUUUUGAAGCAGCUCCCGCUUUUUCUGUUCCGCUCAAAAUGCACAAGACUCCAGAGAGCUACGAGUGCUAUAUGAGCUGCGCCGUGACUGGAAACCCCAAACCCUAUGUGACUUGGUACAGGGAUAACAUUAGCCUCAACACCAACAGCAACUACUACAUCACCAAUACGUGUGGGGUCUGCUCUAUGGUCAUACUCAAAGUGGGCCCCAAGGACAGCGGGGAGUACACGGCCGUUGCAGAAAACGCUCUUGGCAGGGUGGAAUGUUCAACCAUACUUGUUGUUCAAGAUUAAAGUGAUGGCAUGACGCUGCUCGACUGGAGAACCAUGCUCUUUUAAGAAGAGGGAAAGGAAAUCAAGUAUAGUAUGGCCUUGGUAUCUGCUCAUCGGGAUGAUAUCAAGAAGUAAUCCAGAAAGAUCAACUUAAUCUGGCAAUAGAAGAACUGAAAUAUGUAUUCACAAUCUGUGUACUCAUGUGUCUUAAUAACAUGGCCAAGAAAUGCCUUUGUCAAAAUAUACUACAAGGCUGAAGAAUUAUAGACUUUACUCAAAACAUUGGAAUAUUUGGUGUCUCAUUUGAAAAGGUUGGGUCUGUCUGGGGGGGUUCCUGUCCUAUUUAAUGUUUGGCCAAUUAGUGGCUUCCUGGGCUUUGGAAUACAGUGGUUUCUACAAAGGGGAGGGGUGCACAUAGACAAUACAUAAAUGCAUUUUUACUUUGGGGAGGCAG